ACUAAAAUAAAAUUAUAUUUAUAAAAGAAAAAAUUCUAAAAAAAAUAAUUUUUGCUAAGAAAAGCUAUAUAUAAGAAAAAAAAAGAAAUAAUACCGUUAAUUAUGUCAAAUGUGACAGCUCAAUAUUUUACUAUACACACAAACAAAUGCGCGUUUUAAAACCAACACGUUCAUUCAGUGUGUGGGGGUUCGAAAUUAAAAGAAAUUGAAGAAAGAAAUAGAAUACUAUGUAUAUCUAACAAGCCUUAAAAAGAAAGCUUUUAUUUUAUGCCAAUUUUGGAAAAAAAGAACCCAAAACAAUAGCAAACAAUAAAAAAAAAUAAUAAGAACAUCAACAAUUGUUCUUUUGCCAACGGAAAACCACAAAUAAAACAACUAAAUAAUUUCUAAAAUAUAAAAUAACCACCAAUUUCUAACUAAAAAAACAACAAUAAAAUACGAGGAAAAAAACAAUAGGAAAUCAGCUGUUUAUAUUUAUCUCUAUACUAAAAAAAAAAAACAACAAUCAACAACCAUAACAUUUCCGUUUACUCUCCUUGACAGAAAUUCAACUUUAACCUACAUUUAAUUGAACAUACACACACACACAUUUCUACCCCAUGUAAAGAGCAAUGUAAACAAAGUUUGUUUUAACAAGAAAUCUCUUUAGUAAACUCUCUUCAAGGUUAAAUUUACAUACAAUUUGUUGCUGUUGCACACUCGCCUUCCUACUAAAUACAACAACAAAUAAAUAAUAAAAACAAACAACAUUCAUACACACACUCACAUAAAACAAUAACAAUUAUAAAAAAUAAAACAAAAAGUGGAACCGGAAAUUCAUGCCAAUUUUAUUAAUAAUUCCGUAAAAAAGCCCAUGAGUGAGUGUUACAAAAAAAGCCCAUUACCCAUAAUAAAUCUAUGUAUAUGUUUGUGUGUAAAAUACCUCUGUUUUUAUACCAGCUAUAAGUUUGUGUGUGUUUGUUUGUAAACAUUUCUUUAACAAACUUUGCAUUUUUCCCGUAUGUGUGUAUAAUUCCCUACUUUUGUUUUGUUUCUAUCGUUCUGUUUGCCAUUCUAAAUAAAAGUGUCAUGUCAAAAUUUGCUUUAUGUAAACAAAAAGAAAUGUGCAUUUAAUUAUUAGUGUGUUUAUGUAUUUUAAUUUAAUACCCCAAUAACAAAAAAAAUUCAAAUAAAAUGGCCUUAAUAACCUGGUGUUUUGAACCGAGGGAGAUACCGGAAUUUCUUGAUACUUUCAUACAGAAAUGUACGGAUCCAUCGUGUUGUUGCGGUUGCUGCUCGGCUUUAAGGCCACGCUAUAAGCGUUUGGUGGAUAAUAUAUUUCCCGCUAUACCCGAAGAUGGUUUGGUCAAAUCAAAUAUGGAAAAGCUGACAUUCUAUUCCCUUAGUUCACCCGAUAAAUUGGAUCGUAUAGGUGAAUAUUUGUAUCAAAAGGCUACAAAGGAUAUUAAUCGCAAACGUUACAAAUUUGUGGAAAUUGCCAUGGAAGCCAUGGAUAUCUUACUCCAGGCUUGUCAUGCUCAAACUACCCUAAAUUUGUUUGUGGAAUCAUUUUUGCGCAUGGUACAAAAAUUACUUGAAGACUCGAAUCCCAACUUACAAAUUUUGGCUACAAAUUCGUUUGUAAAAUUUGCCAACAUUAAUGAGGACACUCCUUCCUAUCAUCGACGCUAUGAUUUUUUCAUUUCGAAAUUUUCCUCAAUGUGUCAUGGCAACAAUGAUAACAUCGAGCUGCGUGAUAGCAUACGUUUGGCUGGCAUUAAAGGACUACAAGGUGUGAUACGUAAAACUGUCUCCGAUGAUUUAGUGGAGAAUAUUUGGGAAAAACAGCAUAUGGAGAAAAUUGUACCCUCAUUAUUAUUUAAUAUGCAGUUCGGCGUUAACGUUAUGUUUUUGAAGAAAAAUAUGUUGGCGUCGGGCGAUUUAACACCUGUGGAAGAUGCCACCACAGUAACUCCACCUGUUUUGGCUGAAGAAGUUCUACGUGAGCUGGUGGGUCGUGCUUCUUUUGGUCACAUAAGAAGUGUUUUGAAACCCCUAUUAACACACUUGGAUCGUCAUGAACUAUGGGUGCCCAAUACCUUUGCCAUACAUACUUUCCGUAUAGUUAUGAUUUCUAUACAGCCUCAGUAUUCUUAUACUGUGGUCGAAACUCUCAUGCAACAUUUAGAUAAUAAUUUCAAAUCUUCUCCUAAAACUCGCACUUCUUUGGCGGUGGUACUCUCUAAGAUUAUAGCCAUUGCUGCUGGUGAAAGUGUUGGUCCCUCCGCCCUUGAUAUUAUCAAUAAUUUACUUACUCAUCUUCGCACCAGUGUCAGCAAUACCUCUGAAAUUACCCCGGAAGAAUCGCAGUAUCAAGAGGCUCUUAUCAAUGCUUUGGGUGAAUUUGCUAAUCAUCAUCCGGAUUAUCAGAAAAUUGAAAUUAUGCUUUUUAUUAUGAAUACCGUGCCGGAUCUUUCCAAGAAAAGCAAAGGCGAUCAAAUGUUACAGAAUAUUUUGUUGAAAUCUCUACUUAAAGUUGGUACUCAAUAUAGCACGGUUUCCUUUGAAAAAGCCUUCCCUGCCAGUUUUCUACAACCUUUACUGAAAAUGGCUCGCAAUCCUCAUGAUCCCACCCGCAUUAUUGUUAUGCAAAUAUUCCAGGCUCUUUUGGAUCGUCAUCAAAAUGAAAAAGUAUUAAGUGUGGCUAGCAUUAAACCUUAUGCUGCCCUGUCACAGGAGCCUCCCUCACGUUCGGAUAUUAUUUUUACUCAUAAAUAUGGUGCUAAUAUUAUGCAGGCCUUAAUCGACAGCAUGGCUUUGUCGGAUAAAGUGGAUUCGUUAUCGUCUAGUUAUAAUACGGCAGCUUUACUUAUUGUCGAAAUGGCGUGUGGUGAAACGGUGCAAGAGUUUUUGUUAUUCAUUUUGGGUAUACAACAAGUUGCUGUAACCACCGAAAAUUUGAGUGACAUACACAAGUGUUCACUAUACUCCAUUUCCAUUGCUCUACUAACGCUAACAGCUCGCGUUACCGGCAUCAAUAAUCUACUCGAAUAUGCACAGAAAAUCAUAGAAGAUCGUAAACAUGAUGCACCAUACUUCUUACCACCGCUAUUAGAACCCAAGAAAUCGAGCAGUAAAUAUAAUUUGAAUGUACCACAAUUGGCCAUUGAUAAAAUGGCAUUGGCGGAGUGUUUACAAAAUGCUGGUAUGGAUUUCAAUCGUUUACAAACUGGACUACCAUAUGCUCUCAAUCAAUCGGAUAAUCCGGGCCACAGACACUCUUGGGUUGAGACAGUUAGUAGUAAUAUGACACAAAGAAAUAGUUCAGCCGAUUUGACAGCCUAUAAUGCAGAUGCCGACAGUAUUAGUAGUUCACCAGGAGUAUCGAAGAAAACUUUGGCUCCUGAAUAUACCGUUGAUGCUAUGAAACGUUAUUUGGCUGAACCCUCGGAAUCGGUUAAACGUGAGCAGCAGGAAAAACAAAUGCAAAUUGUGCGCACUUUCCGUGAAAGCGAUUUUGAAGAUCUUAUGAAACGCACUGAACCCAAGCACGAUGUCAUACAGAAUCGCUUAAACGAUCUAUUCAAUUCAUUAGCCAUCGAUAACAAAACUACCCAAAAUACUUCAACCAAUAACGAAAAACCCAUUUAUGAAACCAACUUCCCAGAAUUAUUUUAUUAUUAAAUUAUGAAUUUAUUUUAAAUAUGUAGUUAUUAUAUGAAAAUUGGCUUGUUACUAAAACUUAACUUAUCCCCCUUUUUGAAAAUAACAAUCAAAUUGUUAUUUAAUUUUUCUAUUAUAUUAAAUAUACUAUAAAGAUAUUGUAACUUUUUUCCACUUUUUUCGUUGUUUUCUUCUUGUUUAUUUUCUAUUUUAAGGCGCAAAUAUGUAUUUAGAUAUUUUUCUAUGUACUAUUUUUUUAUAAAUUUAAUGUUAAUUGUUGUUUUAUGUUUUUAUACACAUUUUUUGUCCUUUUAAUUGUAUUUAAACAAAAGGUAUUAAGGUGUUUUUUAACUACUAUUUAUUUUAAAUGUUUUUUUUUUGGUUUCUUGUUUAUUUAAAAACUUAAACUGUUUUUGGUAAUUUAUUUAAUAAAAAACAACCCUC
Molecule: messenger RNA, 4086 nt
Organism: Lucilia sericata (common green bottle fly)
Lineage: Eukaryota; Metazoa; Arthropoda; Insecta; Diptera; Calliphoridae
Gene: stmA
Product: protein EFR3 homolog cmp44E
Exons: 10
Coding region: 1174-3663 (829 amino acids)
Biological process (GO): protein localization to plasma membrane
Cellular component (GO): plasma membrane
Source: RefSeq, a predicted model, not a curated record